Hipposideros armiger (great roundleaf bat) is the source of this 1796-nucleotide messenger RNA. It is a transcript of the gene SBK2, whose product is annotated as SH3 domain binding kinase family member 2. The record is from RefSeq and is a predicted model, not a curated record. Lineage: Eukaryota; Metazoa; Chordata; Mammalia; Chiroptera; Hipposideridae. Gene Ontology annotation, biological process: protein phosphorylation. Gene Ontology annotation, molecular function: ATP binding; protein serine/threonine kinase activity. The transcript has 4 exons. Bases 110 to 1144 code for a protein of 344 amino acids.
CUGGCAUGGGCUCUAAGUGCCGGGCACUGACCACAGCGGGCAGUCGAAGGGUCAGGCAAGCCUUGGAGAAGGUAAGGUCUGGAGGUCGGAGCCCAGGUCAGGAAGAGACAUGCCAGGCAAACAGUCAGAUGAGGAACAGGUGGAGGGGGCUGCUGAGAACGGGUCUGCUGAGAACGGAGCUGAUGAGGACCUAGGGGGCCUCACGUUGGAGGAGCUGCAGCAGGGCCAGGAGGCAGCCCUUGCACUGGAGGACAUGAUGGCCCUGAGUGCCCAGACCCUGGUCCGAGCCGAGGUGGAUGAGCUCUACCAGCAAGUGCGUCCCUUGGGCCAGGGCCGCUUCGGCCGGGUCCUGCUGGUCACCCACCGUCAGAAAGGCACACUCCUGGCACUAAAGCAGCUCCCAAAGGCCUCCACUUCCCUCCGUGGCUUCCUGUAUGAGUUCUGCGUGGGCCUCUCGCUGGGUGCGCACGAGGCUGUGGUGGCAGCCUACGGCAUUGGCAUCGAGUCUGCCGACUCCUACAGCUUCCUGACAGAGCCUGUCCUGCAUGGUGACCUUAUCGCCUUCAUCCAACCGAAGGUGGGCCUCCCGCAGUCAGCAGCUCAGCGCUGUGCAGCCCAGCUGGCCUCUGCCCUGGAGCACAUUCACUCCCAUGGCCUGGUGUACCGCGACCUCAAGCCUGAGAACGUGCUGGUGUGUGAUCCGGCCUACCGGCGGAUCAAGCUGACCGACUUCGGCCACACACGGCCCCGCGGGACCCUGCUCCGCCUGACCGGGCCGCCCAUCCCCUACACAGCCCCUGAGCUCUGUGCCCCGCCGCCCCUCCCUGAGGGCCUGCCCAUCCAGCCUGCCCUGGAUGCGUGGGCACUGGGGGUCCUGCUGUUCUGCCUUCUCACGGGUUAUUUCCCUUGGGACCAGCCCCUGGCUGACACCGACCCCUUCUACGAGGACUUCCUCAUCUGGCAGGGCUCCGGCCAGCCCCAGGACCGGCCUCAGCCCUGGGUUGGCCUGACGCCAGUGGCAGACGCUCUCCUGUGGGGGCUGCUGGACCCCCAGCCCCGAAGGAGGAGCCCCGUGAGCUCUAUCCAGGGCUACCUGGGGCAACCCUGGAGGCAGCGGGAGGGGGAGGUUGAAGAGGAGGACUAGGAGGCUGGAGAAUGAGAAGGGCCUGGGCAUAGGGAGACUCUGAAAGAAUCCGGGUCAUACAUCCCGAUGUCUGGGUGUUCAUGUGGUGGCUUUUGUCUUCUCUUUUGUCUGUUUUCAUCUGUCUCAUUACUUUCCUCUUUCUGUCUUCCUUAUCUCCCUCCCUUGCCCUGUGGGGUCUCUGGGGCUGCUAUGUUUCUACCCACACCUGUCUCCAUCUUCCCCAGGACCUUUGCACUUGCUGUCCCCACCCUCUCUGUGAACCUGACAUGCUUACAGCUCACCCCUCCGAAGGCCUGGCACCCCCACCCCGGCUCUCCACUGUGACACUCAUAGCUGCACGAUGUACUCACAGUGUUUGUUCUGAGUGCCCAGCUGGAGUGGGAGCCCCUGGACUGAAGGGGUCUGGCCUGUCCUGCUCUCUGAUGCAUCCUGCGCAGCUGGGGCAAUCCUGGCCAUGGCAGGUGGGCAGUAAAGGCUGUUUCAUAACAGACCACUGUGGCUUUGCACUGCCCCCUCCACAGCCCUGUCCUCCUCCCCUCAUCUCUCUCUCCUCUCUCCCUGGGUUCCACUCACCCCCACAUGCUGGGCAAUGCCCUCGUGAUAAAGUGUUCUCUUUCCUCUCACCCCAAUCGCUCCCUGCAAAUAAAGUCCA